Messenger RNA from Macadamia integrifolia, 2165 nucleotides. RefSeq names its product beta-glucosidase 40-like. Gene Ontology annotation, molecular function: beta-glucosidase activity. The record is from RefSeq and is a predicted model, not a curated record. Bases 449 to 1987 code for a protein of 512 amino acids. Gene Ontology annotation, biological process: carbohydrate metabolic process. The transcript is spliced from 12 exons. NCBI's taxonomy places the organism in Eukaryota, Viridiplantae, Streptophyta, Magnoliopsida, Proteales, Proteaceae.
AUGGAUUCACAAUUAAGCAAAUCGUAUCAGUCUAUACCGUGAGAUGAACAGUUAACGAGAAAAUGGGCUUGAGCUUCAAUUGUUCAACGAUGUCCAAGGCAUCAUCAUCGUUGUUCAAGGAAUCUGUUAGAGCACGGGAAGUUGGCCUCCACAAGUUGUACCCUGAUAUUGAAAAGUACCCCAAAAGCAAAUCCUCCCUCUAGUCUGAAUACGUUGAAAAGAAAGCCCAUACAUUUUCGAUUCUCAUCUCCACCACCGCCAAACACCACCUUCGUUUCUUUCUCAACAAUUCCAUUUUAAAGCAUCCCAUCAUGCACUGAUUGCAUUCUGACUUCUCUCUCUUUAUGUCUGUCACUUUGUCAUCUUCUUAUAUAAUAAAUCCAUAAUAUUCGGAUCAACAACCCUAUCUCUUCUAGUAGAUCUAUCUCUUUCUCUCCCUCUCAAACCGAUGAUGAUGAUGAUGAUGCGAAAUGUCAUUAUUUGGGCUUUAGUUCUGGUGGGUUUUGAGUUCCAGAGGAGUGGUUCUCAGGUUUCAGAGAUUCGAAGGACAAGUUUUCCAGAGGGUUUUGCUUUUGGGACUGCUUCUUCAGCUUACCAGUACGAAGGAGCCGUGAAGGAGGAUGCGAGGGGACCAACAAUUUGGGACACUUUUUCCCAUUCAUUCGGUAAGGUUCUUGAUUUUAGUAACGCCGAUGUCGCUGUGGAUCAGUACCACCGUUAUAACGAAGAUAUACAACUUAUGAAGGACAUGGGAAUGGAUGCCUAUCGCUUCUCAAUUUCUUGGUCUCGGAUUUUCCCUAAUGGAAGUGGAGAAGUAAAUCAAGCAGGAAUUAACCACUACAAUAAUCUAAUAAAUGCUUUACUGGCCAAAGGAAUUGAACCAUAUGUAACUCUUUAUCAUUGGGAUCUUCCUCAAGCUUUGGUAGACAAGUACAAUGGAUGGCUCAACCCUCAAAUCAUUUGUUGUAUAUAUAGAAAAGACUUUGCAAAUUAUGCAGAGACAUGCUUUGAGAAAUUCGGGGACCGGGUGAAGCAUUGGAUCACUUUUAAUGAACCUCAUACAUUUGCAAUCCAAGGGUAUGAUGUAGGCCUCCAGGCGCCUGGUCGUUGCUCCAUCCUUCUUCACCUAUUUUGCAGAGGUGGAAACUCGGCAACAGAGCCUUACAUGGUUGCUCACAAUGUUCUUCUUGCUCAUGCAACUGCUUUUGACAUUUAUAAGAAAAUAUACAAGUCAAAACAACAUGGCUCUCUUGGGAUAUCAUUCGAUGUUAUCUGGUUCGAACCUAUGACGAACUCUAAUGAAGAUAUUGAAGCAACACAAAGAGCUCAAGAUUUUCAGCUCGGAUGGCUCAUGGAUCCCUUGUUUUGGGGAGAUUAUCCAAGCUCAAUGAGAAAUAGAGUAGGAAGUAGGUUGCCAACAUUUUCCAAAGCUCAGGCUGCUCUGGUUAAAGGGUCUUUGGACUUUGUCGGCAUAAAUCACUACACAACUUACUACGCAAAGGCUAAUUCCACUAAUAUAGUUAGUGUUCUUUUGAAUGACACUCUGGCGGAUUCUGGUGCAGUUACACUUCCAUUCAAAUCUGCGAAACCGAUAGGAGAGAGGGCAUCUUCAAUAUGGUUGUACUUUUUUCCUCAGGGGAUUAGAAGUUUGAUGAAUUACAUUAAGCAAAAAUAUGGGAAUCCUCCAGUCAUUAUCACUGAAAAUGGAAUGGAUGACUCCAACAACCCAUUCAUCUCCAUCAAAGAUGCUCUAAAGGAUGACAAAAGGAUCAAGUAUCACAGUGGCUACCUUUCAAACUUGCUAGCUUCUAUCAAGGAAGAUGGGUGUAACGUGAAAGGGUAUUUCGUAUGGUCGUUACUAGAUAACUGGGAAUGGGCUGCCGGCUACACAGCAAGGUUUGGGCUUUACUUUGUGGACUACAAAGACAAUCUCAAGCGAUACCCCAAAAAUUCUGUUCAGUGGUUCAAAAGUUUUUUGACUUCUUAGGAUUGCAAUGAUAGUAGAAAUUCACUAACUGUUCAAUGAUUGAAAAAAUGGAUACAUGUUAUACGGAGUUCUCUCUGGUUUUUGGGGCUCAUUUUACGCCCCUGCUCUUCAGUACUCAAGGUAGUGGAAUUUCUAACAAAUAAAUAAAUAAAUAAAUAAGUAGUGGAAUUUUGGAUUC